AUGACAGAAGAACAAAGGGAGCAGGAGAGGGAACGUAACCGAGAACGUCAGCGAUUGCGCCGCCUCUUGCAGACCCCAGAGGAGAGAACAGUGUACAUCGAGAAACAGAGAAAUAUACGUCGACUUCAGAGGCAAGACUCUGUGUACAGAGAGAAUGAGCGAGAGAGACAGAGGUUGAGGAAGAAGGAACUGCGAGAAUCACCUUCAUACAGAAUUCAUGAAAACACUCUCUAUCACUUACGUAAAGCAAGGAAGAUUAAUUCUCCUAAAAUGUACAUGCCACUUGAAGACAAUGAGCUCCAGGAGGUUAUGGGUGAUAAUGUUAGUCAGGAGCAGGAAUGUAGCAGUAAAAAUUCAGAUGAUAUGAUUCACUCAUGUGAAUAUGAUGAACUAGAGAAAGAACUGAACAAGAGUGAUAGCAAAUAUGAAGGAGAGGAAUCAUUGGAGGAGUUUUCUGUAAAUGAUGAUGAGGAUGAGGAUGAGGAAGAGGAUGAAAGUGACAGUGAUUUUGAAAUCAUGUAUCAAAGAUCCGUUAAAGUUACAAAACCGGACACAAGAGAAGGAUUAGAGAAAGAAGCCAGAAAAGAUAAAGAAGAUUUGAGAGUAAAGAUAUCCACAAGUAUUUUUGGCUUGCAUAAGAUCGUACCAUUGAACCAUUAA
This is a messenger RNA of Strongylocentrotus purpuratus (purple sea urchin), 660 nucleotides long. Its product is annotated as eukaryotic translation initiation factor 5B-like. Lineage: Eukaryota; Metazoa; Echinodermata; Echinoidea; Camarodonta; Strongylocentrotidae. The record is from RefSeq and is a predicted model, not a curated record. Bases 1 to 660 code for a protein of 219 amino acids. The transcript has a single exon.